ACCAACCCCCAGAAAGAAGGCGGUGAUAUACUUUGACACGCUGCAUGAUUGUAAAUUUUACAUUUGACUCUGUUGAGCUUCGGGUUGCUUCUUUCCCCUCCACACGCGUGACACCCCCGAUUCUGUUAUGGAACAGCAAAACCUGUCCGUGGUGCUGCACUCCCAGGGAGACCUCAGACUGGAAAAGCGCCCUGUGCCGGAGCCAGGUCCCAAUGAGGUUCUGCUCCAGAUGCACUCGGUUGGCAUCUGCGGUUCCGACGUCCACUACUGGCAGCACGGCCGCAUCGGGGACUUUGUGUUGACAAAGCCAAUGGUGUUGGGGCAUGAAGCGGCUGGACGGGUGGUCAAAGUUGGCUCGGCGGUCAAACACCUUCAGAUUGGCGACCGAGUCGCUGUUGAGCCAGGGGUUCCCCGAGAGAUGGAUGAGUUUUUCAAAAAUGGGCGCUACAAUUUAUCUCCAUCUAUCUUCUUCUGUGCCACGCCGCCUGAUGAUGGCAACUUGUGCAGAUACUACACACACAGUGCUAACUUCUGCUUCAAGUUGCCCGAUAAUGUGACAUUUGAGGAGGGUGCACUGAUCGAACCUUUGUCGGUGGGAAUCCACGCCUGUCGCAGGGCCGGUGUGGCCCUUGGCAGCACUAUGCUAAUUUGUGGUGCAGGGCCGAUUGGGUUGGUCUGUCUGCUUGUGGCCAAGGCAAUGGGAGCUUCGCAAGUUGUCAUCACAGACCUGUUCCCUGAGCGUUUGGCCAUGGCCAAGAACUUGGGUGCAGACUUCCAGCUGACCGUGAAGCGAGAGGACGGACCUCAGCAGUUGGCCAAAAAGGUGGAGGACCUACUGGGAGCUCAGCCUCACAUCACGAUUGAAUGCAGUGGCGUUGAGAGCAGCAUCCAAACCGCCAUCUAUGCGACCCGCUCCGGAGGCGUGGUGGUGUUGGUGGGUCUCGGAUCAGAAACGGUCACCAUUCCUCUACUCAACGCAGCCGUCAGAGAAGUUGACAUCAGAGGCGUCUUCCGCUACUGUAACACUUGGCCCAUGGCUGUCGCCAUGUUGGCAUCAGGAAAAGUGAAUGUGAAGCCUCUAGUGACUCACCGCUUCCCCCUGGAGCAGGCGGUUCAGGCAUUUGAGACCACGCGUCAGGGUCUUGGGAUAAAGGUCAUGUUAAAGUGUGACCAGAAUGACCAAAAUCCCUAAACUGCAGUGAAACUGACUGACUACGUUUAUAUGCAGUCAAUGAAAACCCAAGUAAGGCCGCUGGGUUACUUUUUUUCUAAUUUAGAUAUUUGGACAUAGGAAUAUCAAAAAAGUUUUUUUCCGAAUAUUUCAGAAACCGGGAUUUUGACUGAGUUUGACAUGACGGCAUGUAAACGUAGUGACUGAUUAUCAAACACAACAAAAUAUGAAAGUUAAAGCAUCACAUUAUGAUAAGACCAAUAUUAGAAAUGAUGUAAAUUGAUUUUACUCCUGAUUUUAAACUGUUUACACUUUUAAAACUACUGUAAGUACUGUAAAAAUAUUGUUUGUUACAUGCUCGUAUGGUAGGACUUCACAUGCGUUUCUUAAAUACAGCCACAAGGGGGAACUAGAGCAUCAACUUUGAAACUUGUGUGUGAUGUUCAUCCUAAAAAAAAAAACGGACAUCAUGAUUUUACCGUUAUGGUACAUAAUAGAGCAAUUAACAAUGGAAAAGGUGGUGGAGCACUGCUUAAACAAUGUGGUUGAGAACAUGAUUGUAGUCAUUGAAUUAAAUUCAUGAAAUACAGUACCUGAGUUUAUUAUACCUUUUGCUGAAAAAGAAAAUCAAAAGUUGAGAUUUGAACCCAGAACCAUUUGAUAUCGAGGCAGAUGCGCCAAACAACUCCCACUCAAUUUCAAUUCAAUGUGGGAGAAAGUCAGAGAACGUGCAAACAAACUCCACUCGCAAUAUAUGACCCAGUCCCACGCAAGCAGCCAAGUUUAGCUGAUUUUAUUAUCCUGCCACGACGACAUGAUACUAGAUACAUUACGAGGCAUGCACAGCAAUAAUGUUCAUGUGGUUGAACGGAAUACAGUGCAAUGUUAAAAGCGUUACUCUGUUGUAAGGCUUUUACUGUCACAGUGUCAUUCAGUUUGGUCUUUCACUUCCAGGAUCCAAAGCCAACGUUCAAGUGGGGGAUGAUGUUUGCAGUGAUUAAACCGUGACGUUUCA
Messenger RNA from Syngnathus typhle (broad-nosed pipefish), 2186 nucleotides. RefSeq names its product sorbitol dehydrogenase (gene sord). The coding region runs from base 128 to 1192 and encodes 354 amino acids. Gene Ontology annotation, biological process: D-sorbitol catabolic process. The transcript is spliced from 9 exons. Gene Ontology annotation, molecular function: zinc ion binding; L-iditol 2-dehydrogenase (NAD+) activity. NCBI's taxonomy places the organism in Eukaryota, Metazoa, Chordata, Actinopteri, Syngnathiformes, Syngnathidae. The record is from RefSeq and is a predicted model, not a curated record.